UGAUAAAUUUUUUAUUUAGAUUUUAUUAAGAUUUAAUUUAGUUGUUAGCAAAGUGAUGCUCUUCUAGCAGAUUAAUCUAUAUGUCUCUCUCUAGUCUUUUAAUAAUAGUAAUACACUCUUUAAUGAUGUGCAGAAAAAAUAUGACUAAUAUAGCGGUGAUGCUUUACUUCAAUGGACGAUGGGAUCCUAGCAACAAAUAUAUUAACUACUUGGCAGAUGGUGUGUUGAUACACACAGAGUCAACGUUUGCCACCCUCGUUUCUGUAAUUGCUACUCAAUUGUCAAUAGACACAUCAACAAGUAAAGUUGAAAUAAGAUAUAAAAUUGAUGAAAGGUCUCCUCCAAUUCAAAUUCAUAAUGAUAUGGGGGUAAAGGUAUAUCUUGAAACUAAAAAGGAACAUCGAGAUAUGACAAGAUACCCUUUAUGUGUCACAACAACUGAACCAGUCAACUUGGAGACUAAUGCUGCACUCAUUCCACUUUUGUGUUCAGACACUUCAGGAGAUAUGAGGGUUAUACACAAUUCAUACUUCUCUAAUACAUUUAAUGGUAUUGAUGAAGCAAUAGGGUUAAUUGGAUUCGGAUCAUGUGAGGAAGUUGAUGAGCUAGAAGAAUUAGCACCAGGCAUCAUUAUUAAUCCCAAUCACUCUUUAUUUGAAAAAGAUCAGGUGUAUAAGAAUAAAUAUGUCCUCACUAGUGCACUAAAAAGACAUUCCAUUCUUAAUCAUUUUCAAUUCAAGACAACAAGAUCAAGCGCAAUAAGCUAUUCGAUACAGUGCCUAGGAGAAAGCUGCAGUUGGAGUUUACGAGCUUCAAGCUUGAACAAAUCUGAAAUGUUCAAGAUUAGAGAAUUUGAAAGCGAACACACUUGUUUGUUGCUACAUAAUUCAUUAUCGGAAAGGCUAGCAACUAAGAGUGUUGUUGGGAGUAUUAUUGUGGGUAAAUAUGCUGAACCAGAUGCUAAUUACACACCAAAAGACAUACAACGUGACAUGUUAGCUGAAUAUGGUGUGCGACUCACAUAUAUGCAAGCUUGGAGAGCUAAAGAAGCAGCUCUUGAAUUAAUCCGGGGUGAUCCAAUUCAAUCAUAUGCAAAGUUGCCAAGCUACUUUCACAUACUAGAGGCGACUUACCCUGGUUCUCAUAUAAGAUUUCACAAAUCAGAGGAUGACCGUUUUUUAUAUGCGUUUGUAGCUUUGUUCACCUCGAUAAAAGGAUGGGAAUAUUGUAGACCAAUUGUAGUUGUUGAUGGAACUUUCUUAAAAGGAGCAUACAAAGGGACACUGUUAACCGCUAAUACCUUAGAUGCAGCAGGGAGUAUAUUGCCACUUGCUUAUGCUAUUGUCGAUUCAGAGAAUGAUUCAUCUUGGGGGUGGUUUUUUGAGCAAUUCAGAGAUGCAUUUGGUCAAAGACCAGAGAUGUGUAUCGUUUCCGAUAGGCAUGCAAGCAUUAUUAAGGCAGUUUCAACAGUUUAUGAUGAAGUACCUCAUUUUGCAUGUAUGUGGCACUUACUGCAAAACAUAAUGAAAAAUUUCAGAAGAAGUCAACAAAGGGUCACUGAGUUGUUCUACUCUAUGGCAAAAACAUACACCAUGACAGAAUUUAAUCAAUGUAUGACAAUGGUUGAGAAGAUAGAUAAGAGGAUCAAAGAUUACUUGUUGAACAUUGGAUACAACAAAUGGUCGCGUGUGCAUGCUGAAGUAAACAGAACUUGGAUGAUGACAUCAAAUAUAGCAGAAUCAGUCAAUUCACGAACAAGACAUGCCAAAGUUCUUACAGUCUUGCAACUCUUGGAAUUCAUGAGACAACUUGUACAGAAAUGGAAUAACAAUAACAGAUCAAAGGCGACAUUUUCAGGUUUUCACCUUGGAAAAAAGUAUGAAAAUAUAUUGCGGCGCAAUAAAACUGCAUCAGAGAAAUUAAAGGUAUGCCUAAUCUGUUUGCUAGUAUUUUUUCUUCGGAUUCAUAUCUAACAUCUCUCUUGAAUAUAUUUUUUUUCAUAGGUUGUAGAGACAAAUAAAUAUGUGUAUACCGUACUUGAUGGUAUUACACAAUUCACAGUAUGUCUUCACCAACGUACAUGCACAUGUGGGAGAUUUCAAUUGGAUGAGUUACCAUGUCCACAUGCUUUGGCCGUUUUAACAAUAAAACACACUGGUUAUGAGAAAUAUUGUUCGGCUUACUAUACAAGAAAAAAUUUAUUGUUGACAUAUCAAUUUCAAAUGGAUCCCCUGCCAAAUGAAAGUACAUGGAACACACCAACACAUGUUCUUCAAGAUAUUGUACUUCCACCUCAUGGAAAGAGACCUCCGGGAAGGCCAAAAAAUAAAAGACAUACUCAACUGAGAGAAGAUGGAUUCAAGAAGGCGAAAAUUACAUGCAGUAAUUGUGGACAACAUGAUCACAACAGGAAGACUUGCAAAAAUGUCAGGCCUUAUGAUCAAGAAUAAAAAAAUAAUUUGUUUAGUUCCGCAAUCUCGUGUUAUUCAGUUUAAUAGAAUGCUUUCUUAGUUGUGCAAUCUCAUGUUAUUCAGUUUACUGGAAUGUUUCUAUGUGUAUAGUUACAUUUUAUAUGAUAUAUAGAUGAAAUGAUAUAGUUUACUGGAAUAACUCAGUUGAGCUUGAGGCUUGGAAAUGUCUUGCUGAGUAUAAUUGUCAGGUUGGGGAAUUUGGGUGAUGCUUGGUAUGUUUUUGGUUUGUUAGUAUUUUUGUAAUAUAGCUCUUUGUCACUUGUUAGUAUUUGUGUAAUACAACUUUAGCUUAGGUUUAAUUCAGGUUUAAUUCAAUUGUUACCAUUUGUGUAAUAUAUAUUUAAUUCAAGUUUAAUUCAGGUUUAAUUCAAUUGUUACCAUAAUAUAGAUUUAAUUCAAGUUUAAUUCAGGUUUAAUUCACUUGUGGAAAUUUUAAGAUUAAUGUCUUGUUCUAAUUCUAUAAAGAAAAAUAGGAUUUCAAAAAAAUAAAUAGUAUCGAUUCGUAACACAGAAGUUCAUAUAUUUGCAACCAAAAAAAAA
This is a messenger RNA of Solanum lycopersicum (tomato), 3011 nucleotides long. Lineage: Eukaryota; Viridiplantae; Streptophyta; Magnoliopsida; Solanales; Solanaceae. The record is from RefSeq and is a predicted model, not a curated record.